Molecule: messenger RNA, 4197 nt
Organism: Closterium sp. NIES-65
Lineage: Eukaryota; Viridiplantae; Streptophyta; Zygnematophyceae; Desmidiales; Closteriaceae
Source: the annotation of a GenBank genome assembly
AUGUAUGCUGUGACCUAUAGUGAGGAGAAUGAGGGUUACCGGUGUUUCCAGCCCGACCCGGGCAUUGGUACUGCUGCACUAGGUGCUUGUGAGGCUGCUGCUCUAGGUGCCAGUGCGUCUGCGCUCUCAGGUACUGGUGAGACUGCGCUCUCAGGUACUGCGUCGUCCUCGUCCUCCCUCACUUUCACACUUGACUCCGGGGCUUCUCGCUCCUUCUUUCGAGACCGCACUACCCUUACGCCGCUCGGCCGGCCGGUUGCAGUCUCCCUUGCUGACCCCUCUGGGGGUCCUGUCCUGUCUCACUUCUCCACUGUCCUCCCGUGUCCGGCUGCCCCUUCGGGCACCCUGUCUGGUCUGUACCUUCCCUCGUUCUCUACGAACUUGGUGAGUGGCGCGGACCUGCAGGAUGUGGGGGUUCACCAGUUCACUCCUGCGAGUCAGCGGGUGACCCACUGCACGGAGGCACGCACAGGCCGACACCUGGCCACGUUCUCGCGUCGGCCGGGGUCGAGUCUCUACACCCUGACCGUUGAGUCUCCUCCUGUCCCUGCGUCUGGACCUUCCUGUGUCCCCUGUGUCGAGGGUCGCCUCCGGGCUACUCCUCACUCCUCUCACUUCCCCCCGACAGAGGCUCCCCUGCAGACGCUUCACAUGGAUGUGUGGGGCCCAGCCCCCGUCCGUGGGCAGGGUCACGAGCGCUACUUCCUGUUGGUGGUUGACGACUACUCGCGUUACACCACAGUCCUCCCCUUGCGCAGCAAGGGUGCGGUCACUGAGGUGCUGAUCGACUGGAUCCGCGAGGCUCGUCUCCAGCUCAGGAAGAGCUUCGGCUCGGGCUUUCCUGUUCUGCGUCUGCACUCGGACAGAGGCGGAGAGUUCUCUUCUCGCCUUCUGCGAGACUACUGUCGUGCACGGGGGAUCCGCCAGACCUUCACGCUUCCGGACUCACCACAGCAAAAUGGGAUUGCUGAGCGCCGCAUUGGCAUGGUCAUGGAUGUCGCUCGUACGUCCAUGAUGCAUGCGGCUGCCCCCCAUUUUCUGUGGCCGUUUGCGGUUAGGUACGCGGCGCAUCAGCUCAACCUUCACCCCCGGGUCUCUCGGCCUGCGAUGUCCCCAGCCUUGCUGUGGACGGGGAAGGUUGGCGAUGCGUCUGUGUUCCGUGUCUGGGGAUCUCGGGCGUUUGUCCGCGACUUGUCUGCGGACAAGCUGUCCCCUCGUGCUACUCCCUGUGUCUUCCUUGGCUUCCCCACUGACGCCCCAGGGUGGCAGUUUUACCACCCCUCCUCUCGUCGUGUUCUGUCCUCCCAGGACGUCACGUUCGACGAGUCAGUCCCCUUCUACCAUCUCUUCCCCUACCGCACUCCUUCCCUCCCCCCUCCCCCGGACUUCCUUGUGCCGGUUCCCCCCCCGGUAGACCCCCUCCCCCCUCAGGUUCCUGCCCCCUCAGGUGUGUCCCAGGUAGACGCCGUUGACCCGGUCGAAGUUACUGGUGACUCUGGUGCUGCUGCGGGUGCUGAGCCUGGGGGUGCUGACUCUGGGGGUGCUGUGCGCGGGGGUGCUGAGCCUGGGGGUGCUACUGCUGGGGGUGCUGGGCCUGAGGGUGCUACUGCGGAGGGUGCGGAGCCUGGGGGUGCUGAGCCGGGGGGUGCUGUGCCUGGAGGUGCUGGGUCAGGGGGUGCUGGGUCGGGAGCUGCUGAGCCUGGGGGUGCUGAGCUGGGAGCUGCUGAGCCUGGGGGUGCUGCGUCUGGAGCUGCUGAGCCUGGGGCUUCUCCUGCUGCUGCGUCUCGCCGGGAGCCCCUCUCUCCACAGGAGCUGCGCGAGUGGUUCGCUCGCCGCUGGAGGCGUGCUGCUGAGUCUGGAGGUGCUGCUGGAGCUGGAGCUGGAGCUUCUUCGACCGUCGAGGAUGCGGGUGCUGCUGGUCUCGGAGCUGCUGGACCUGCGGGUCCUCCUGGAGCUGGAGCUGCUGAGGGCGUUGGUGCUGAGCCUACUGCUGUUGGUCCUGCCGCUGGAGGUGUGGGUGGCGCUGGUGCUGUCGCUGAGGGUGCUGGUGCUGUCCCUGCUGAGUCUGGAGCUGCCGCGCGGCCUCGGCCGUACUUCGUUCCGCUCCUGCAGCAGGUUCUUGGUCUUUCUCCUCCAGUAGAGGGUCCACCGCCUGUCCAGUCGCAGUCCCUGCUGGAGCCUUCCUCUCCACUGCCUGCUCCCUCUCCUUACACUGGUCCUACUGGAGGUCUUGCUGAGCGUCGUGAGCCUGCGUCUCGUCCCGCGUCGCCUGUUCGUGCUGCUCGCGCUAGUGGUCGCAGUUCGCGUCAGCGUCCUCCUCCUGUCCCUGGCACGCACCGGAUGUCUCUGCGUCCUUCCACUGCUCCUCUGCGUGCCCCUUUGCCUUCUCCUCCUGAGUCCUCUCUUCCUGCGCUUGCCGACCCUGAGUCGGACUCUCUUCGUGCUGCCAGUCCUACUGUCACGCGUCUGCUUGCUACUGUCGUCACUGACCCCUCUUUUGAGUCCACUGCUGCAUCUGCUCUAGUCGCUGAGCUCGUCGACUUUGCUGCUCGCUGUCGUCUCGGCAACGCUGCUAGUCUUGUUGCUGAGUCUGCGUCUGUCUGUCCUCCGUCCGUCGGGGGUGAGUGUGCUCUUGGCACGGACGUCCUAGAGGACAGGCAGGAGGAGUUACAGUGUCUAGCGGCUGCUUCACCUCAUCUCGCGUCUGUACUGCUUGCCCCUGAGGGAGACCCGGAUGCACUAGACAUCCCGACUCCGCGUUCUUACGCGGAGGCCGUAGAGGGUCCCUACUCCUCUCAGUGGCAGGCAGCUAUGGAUGCAGAGAUGGCUUCCUGGAAGUCCACAGGCACCUACGUUGACGCGGUUCCCCCUCCUGGAGCGAACAUCGUCAGUGGCAUGUGGAUCUUCAGGGUGAAGCGGCCGCCGGGCUCUCCACCUGUCUUCAAGGCACGGUACGUUGCUCGUGGCUUCAGUCAGCGGCAGGGAGUUGACUACUUUCAGACCUUCUCUCCCACCCCGAAGAUGACUACUCUUCGGGUGCUGCUGCACAUAGCCGCUCAGCGCGACUACGAGCUUCACUCUCUCGACUUCAGCACUGCGUUCUUGCAGGGUAGCCUGCACGAGGAGAUCUGGCUUCGCCGUCCACCUGACUUCACUGGGACUUUCCCUCCUGGCACCCAGUGGAGCCUCCGACGGCCAGUCUACGGUCUCCGCCAGGCACCGCGUGAGUGGCACGACACACUGAGGACUACGCUUGCGGCCCUUGGGUUUGCUCCUUCUACUGCUGACCCGUCGCUGUUUCUUCGCACCGACACUUCCCUGCCGCCGUUCUACAUCCUCGUGUACGUCGACGACUUGGUCUUUGCCACAGCGGACACUGCUGGACUCGCCUACGUGAAGUCCGAGCUGCUGAAGAGACACACGUGCACAGACCUGGGUGAACUGCGCAGCUACCUUGGCUUGCAGAUCACUCGGGACAGAGCACGCCGCACCAUUACCUUGACUCAGUCACACAUGGUGCAGCAGGUCCUUCAGCGCUUCGGCUUCACGUACUCCUCGCCUCAGGCCACUCCUCUGCCUACUCGCCACUCACUCUCAGCUCUGCCUUCGGAUGAGUCCGUAGAGUCGAGUUGUUCGUAUGUAGAGCUUGUUGGCUGCCUCAUGUACCUGAUGACCUGCACACGACCUGACCUUGCAUACCCUCUGAGCAUUCUUGCACGCUAUGUUGCUCCUGGGAGACACAGACCAGAGCACAUGGCUGCAGCGAAGAGGGUAUUGCGCUACCUGUGCAGUACGUCGGGCAUGGGGCUAGUGCUUGGAGGGCGGAGUCCAGUGGUCCUUACCGGCCACGCGGACGCUUCUUGGGCUGACGACCAGGCUACGCAGCGGUCGUCACAGGGUUACACCUUCAGCCUUGGUUCCGGCUCUGUCUCGUGGCGGUCUACUCGCUCGUCUUCGGUUCUCGGCUCCAGUUGUGAGGCUGAGAUCUACGCCGGGGCCAUGGCGGCACAGGAGCUUCGCUGGCUCACCUACCUGCUGACUGACCUUGGAGAGCCGCCUCGUUCUCCUCCAGUGCUGUACGUAGACAACAAGGCCAUGCUGGCCUUGUGUCGAGAGCAGCGCUUGGAGCACAGAACGAAGCACAUUGCUCUCCGCUACUUCCUUGCUCGUGAGCUGCAGCAGCGUGGUCAGUUGUGA